AUGAGGCUGGAUUUCUGCAAGGCCAAAGGUGAAGAAGAGAAGUCAACCCUAGUGACUUCCUUCAGUAUUCCCUCCCGAGAUUUGUGUAACAGGCUGGGCAAGACCUCAGAAGAUUCCAGGAGCUCUGACUCUGAAGAAGCAUUUGAGACCCCAGAGUCCACCACACCGGUAAAGGCACCACCUUCACCUCCGCAGCCACCACCCGAAGCGGCGGCAGCAGCAGCAGUUGUAGCAGACAUAGCAGAACAAGAAAUAAAACCUCAGCUGCCCUUGGAAGAUACAGGAUUAUGUUCAGAAACUGUACCCGUAACUGAUGUGUCACACAGUGAAUCAGUUGAAGAAAGCCCUUUCCGUCCCCCUUCCCAUUCUUUUUCCACUGUCUUCGAUGAGGACAAGCCAAUAGCCAGCAGUGGAACUUACAACUUGGACUUUGACAACAUUGAGUUGAUUGAUUCUCUCCAUGCCUUAGGACCGACCUCUCCAGAAUCGAAGAAUUGUGAUCCCAAAGCGAAUGUUCGAAGAAAAUCUACCGAUUCAGUCCCAGUUUCUAAAUCUACAUUGUCUCGAUCUCUUAGCUUGCAAGCAAGUGAUUUUGAUGGAGUAUCUUAUCUUGGCAAUAGUGAGACAUUAGCACCGGCAGCAGAUGUGUACAGUACUGGUUCAAGUAGUGCUUCUAGUACCCUUAAGAGAACAAAGAAAUCCAGACCAGCUUCUGUAAAAAAGAAGCAGUCAGCAAAAAAACCUCUGGAUGCUCCACCGGUGAAGGAAACACCACAAGAACCAUCUGAUCUUGACCAAGCAGCUGGUGCCACAGGUGAGGAUAAACCAGUAUCUGAAGCAAAGGCUGACUCAGUAAAGCCCGAAUGUACUGAACCUUCUAAACUCUCUGCUGAGAAACAGGAGGCCCCACCUGUGCCUGAAGGAUCCUACCCUUUGGAUCCAGACAGUUUUGAAGGCAUUAGUGCAUUUAGCACUGGAGGCAGCAAAGUACAAAACUCUCCCCCUGCCAAUAAGAAAACACUACCUCUUACAACGGCACCAGAGGCUGUGGAGGUGACUCCGUCUGACACUGGAGGACAAGAAGAUCCUCCAGUCAAAGGCCUUGCGGUGAGGUUGGAGUUCGAUUAUUCUGAAGAAAAAGGGGUGAGUGAAGACCAGCAAGAGAGUACUACUCCUCCCAAAAAAGCAGGUAAAAAGCCUGGUGCUAAAAUGCCACUACGGAGGCCAAAGGCUAAAAAGUCAGCGGAAAAGCUUGACAAUGCUCCAACCACACCGACCAAGUCGCCCGCUGAUCCAAACGAAAUCCCUAUCACAAAAGGCUCUUACACUUUUGAUAUUGACAAGUGGGAUGAUCCCAAUUUUAACCCGUUUUCAUCUAGUACAAAAAUGCAAGAAUCACCCAAACUGCCUCAACAGACGUACAGUUUUGAGCCAGACAUGUGUGAGGACUCUAUUGACCCUUUCAAGUCUUCUUCUAAGAUAGCCAGCUCACCCUCUAAAUCUCCAGCUUCCUUUGAGAUACCAGCCAGUGCCAACGAAACAAACGGAACUGAAGGAGACAACUUGAAUAAACCUGCAAAAAAGAAGAAGACACCACUAAAAACGAUGGUAGAAGAUGUGAUGUCUGUAUGUUCUCUGUUUGAUACAUUUAGGGUGAAAAAAUCACCAAAAAGAUCCCCACUAUCUGAUCCUCCCUCUCAGGAUCCCACUCCACUGCCUACUCCAGAAACACCUCCUGUCAUAUCCACGGUGGUUCAUGCGACAGAUGAGGAGAAACUGGCAUCUUCGGUGACCAGUCAGAAAUGGACCUGCAUGACUGUGGACCUGAACACGGAUAAACAGGAUUACCCCCAACCAUCUGAUCUGUCUACAUUUGUUAAUGAGACUAAAUUCAGCUCUCCUACAGAGGAACUGGAAUAUGGCAACUCAUAUGAAAUAGAAUAUAUGGAGAAAAUAGGCUCCUCUGUGCCUCAGGAUGAUAGCACCCUGAAGAAACAAUCUUUAUACCUAAUGUUUGAUGCACAGCAGGAGAGCCCAGUCAAAUCGCCUCCCAUCAGACUGUCUGAUUCCACAACACCAUGCUCAGGGUCAAGUUUUGAAGACCCUGAAUCCCAGCAAUCCUCUGGAAUGAAAAUACAACAUCCAGCUUCCCGAGUCCUAGCCGCCAGCCAAGAGGCACACUUACAGUCACCUGACAAGUCAAAGCAGAAAGACCUGGAGCCCAUGACCCUAGGAACAACUCCAGAGGCUAUUGAAAUAACAUCUCCUGAAGACUCCUUUGUCUCUGCUGAUGCUCUUCUCAAUAGGAUAUCUAAGAAAACCUCAAUAUGUGAUCAGCCUGAAUAUCUAGAUCCUGACUUAGCAGAAAAGAACCCCCCAGUAUUUGCUCAGAAACUUCAGAGAGAACCUGCUAUCCCAGCAGAUGUUUCCAUCUCUAAAAGUGCAUUGUACUCCCGGAUUGGCGCCUCGGAUGCUGAAACCACCACAGGUCUUCUCUAUGCCCAGCAAGACUUAGACUCUGCACUACGACUCGCCAGAGCAGAGAUUGUGGCCAAGGAAAGAGAAGUAUCUGAGUGGAAAGAAAAAUAUGAAGAAAGCAGAAGGGAAGUGAUGGAAAUGAGGAAAAUAGUUUCAGAAUAUGAGAAGACGAUUGCUCAGAUGAUAG
Molecule: messenger RNA, 2665 nt
Organism: Antrostomus carolinensis (chuck-will's-widow)
Lineage: Eukaryota; Metazoa; Chordata; Aves; Caprimulgiformes; Caprimulgidae
Gene: TACC2
Product: transforming acidic coiled-coil containing protein 2
Exons: 13
Biological process (GO): mitotic spindle organization; cerebral cortex development; nuclear migration
Cellular component (GO): cytoplasm
Source: RefSeq, a predicted model, not a curated record